This is a messenger RNA of Cygnus atratus (black swan), 7838 nucleotides long. RefSeq names its product period circadian regulator 3 (gene PER3). Gene Ontology annotation, molecular function: transcription cis-regulatory region binding; transcription corepressor binding. Gene Ontology annotation, cellular component: nucleus; cytoplasm. The record is from RefSeq and is a predicted model, not a curated record. The coding region runs from base 335 to 4042 and encodes 1235 amino acids. The transcript has 21 exons. Gene Ontology annotation, biological process: entrainment of circadian clock by photoperiod; negative regulation of transcription by RNA polymerase II; circadian regulation of gene expression. Lineage: Eukaryota; Metazoa; Chordata; Aves; Anseriformes; Anatidae.
GCUCGGGAGGGCGGAGCGGCCGCGGUCUGCGGAGUGGAGUUGGCCCGGGGCGCGCUCCCUCGCGGCCGACCGGAGGGGCCGGCGUACCUGGAGGAGGUGGGAGCGCGCGCCGGAGCGACGGAGGAAAGCCACGACCCAGGCUGAGGCGGUAGGGCUGCGGCGGGGGAAGAGGAGCGUCGUUUCCCGGUGUUCUCCGGGAGUUGCCUGUUGGUUAUUUUCCUCUGUGAGAGGUUCACGAGACCCUCCUGCGCUGUAGGUGAAAGGGUGCGAGCUUGCUGACGAGCCGGGCUGUGGCGCUCGAUGUCCCGGCGCCGGAGCGCUUCCCUGCUCCGGGAUGGACGUGAGCGAGCCCCAGGGCAGCCGCUCGGAGCGGGGCGCGGGCCGGCCCUCGUCUGCCGCGCCGGGCGCUGGGAGCGGGCGGGAGGCGGCGUUUAACGCAGCUGGCGUGGGGAAGCAGGAGGGAGAGCGGCGGGAAGAUGCGGAGUUACGUUGCGGUGCACGCGAGGGAGCCAGCUCCGGUAGGAAGCAGUGCGAUGGACCAAAAUCCAGCAGAAGUGAUUUCUUCAGCUACGAGUCAAACGGCAGUUCAGCUCGAAGUUUCAGGAGGCAGAGCAAAGUUAACAACAGUGAUCAGUUAGAUUGGAGCCAGUCUCACAAAGACCUGAUGAUGAUGAUGAUCCAAGAAAUGAAAAAGUGUUUGCCUGAAGAUAAAAGGAGUUCGAGCAAGCCCAGUACCAUCAGUGCUCUCAAUUAUGCUUUGCAGUGUGUCCAACAGGUCCAAGCAAACAAAGAGUUUUUCCAGGCCUUGAAUGAUCGAAGAGUGUUUCAGACAGGUAUGAUGACAUACAGCAUAGAAGAGUUGGUGACAGUUGCAUCAGAACACACUCCAAAAAACAAUGAUACCUUUGUGGCUGUGUUUUCCCUGCUUUCUGGGCGCAUAGUGCAUAUUUCCAAGCAGGCAGCAUCUAUUCUAAACUGUAAGAAGGAAGUGUUGGACUCUUCCCGGUUUGUAGAGCUGCUCGCCCCUCAGGAUGUGAGUGUGUUCUACACACAUACUGAUCAGUCCCACCUGCCGCUUUGGAAUGUGGAAAAUCAAACAGCCUCUCUGUAUGAAUAUGCCCAGGUGAAAUCCUUUUUCUGCAGGAUCAGGGGUGGUAAAGAUCAAGAACAAGAAACGCAUUGUUACCCAUUCCGAAUCACCCCGUACUUGGUCCACGUGUGUACUUCUGUCCACAUAGAUGCAGAAUCCUGCUGCUUAGCUUUGGCUGAGAAAAUUCACUCUGGAUAUGAAGCUCCUCGAAUUCCUAUGGAGAAAAGAAUCUUCACCACCACUCACACUCCAGGAUGUGUUUUUCUUGAGAUAGACGAUAGAGCAGUGCCUUUGUUGGGUUACUUACCUCAAGAUUUAAUUGGAACAUCCAUGCUGAUGUAUUUGCACCCAGAAGAUCGUCCUUUGAUGAUCGCUGUUCACCGUAAAAUCUUGAAGUUUGCUGGCCAGUCCCCUUUUGAACACUUACCCAUUAGAUUUUGUACUCAAAAUGGGGAUUAUGUCAUACUGGAUACCAGCUGGUCCAGUUUUGUGAAUCCAUGGAGCAGAAAAGUGGUGUUCAUCAUUGGCCGACACAAAGUCCGAACAAGCCCUCUGAAUGAAGAUGUCUUUGCUGCAAGAAAUAAAGAAACAAGCAGUGUUGAGAAAGAGAUAAGAGAAUUGCAAGGACAGAUUUACAAGCUGCUUCUGCAGCCAGUUCAUAGCAGCAUUUCCAGUGGUUAUGAUAGCCUUGGUAGCAGUGGCUCUUAUGAACACUAUAUCAGCAUAGCAUCUUCAAGUGACUCCAAUGGGAACUGUGCAGAGGAAACACAAGAACCAAUAACUUUGCAACAAGUAUGUGCAGAUGUCAACCGAAUAAAGAAUCUGGGGCAGCAGCUGUAUAUUGCAUCAAGGAGCAAGCCGCAGAAUGGAAACGAACAGGCUAUGAGUUCAGAAAUGCUAGGAGGGAAGAGGCACAGUGCUUCCUGUUGUCUUCAGACAGUGAGAAGUGAUAGCACAGAAGAACCAGGCAAUGUACUUUAUGAUGAUUCAAAGACGACUCCACUUGUUCCUUCCUAUCAGCAGAUCAAUUGUGUUGAUAGUAUCAUCAGAUAUCUAGAGAGCUGCAGUAUUCCAGUAUUGAAAAGGAAAUGUAAAUCUUCUACAAAUACAUCAUCAUCAUCUUCAGAUGACGACAAGAAAGCCCAGCAAAGUCAGCAGGAAUUCAAGGCAUUGGAAGUUAGUUCCCAAACUCCAGUAUCUGCUGAUUGGAAAGAGAUGCUGAAAAAGCAGACAACUGCAGGCAUUGUGGGGACUCCUCUGGCAGACCUGACCCUGUCCAACAAGUCUCCAAGCGUGGUAUCUGCCACCAGCCAGUGCAGUUACAGCAGCACUAUAGUGCAUGUCCCGCACCCUCAAUCAGAAGUGACUACAAUGGAGGAUACUACUGUUGGAAAUGAACGAAUGGAACUGCUUCCUGUGAAUGCUCUGAGUCUCAUUAUGGUGCCUGAGGAGUUAAAGCCUGUUGGGCUAACAAAAGAGACUUUGUCAGCCCACACUCAAAAGGAGGAGCAGAACUACGUGGACAAGUUCCGCCAGAGGAUCUUGCUCUCUCCAUUUAGGACUUACCUUCAACAGGGUAGCAGAAGUAACAAUGGACAUUCCUGUGGACAAGGAGAUUCCCCUUCAAAGGAGAGGAGUACAGCUAGCUGCAAAAAAGGCAAACAUGGAAAAUUCAAGUGCCAGAAACCUCAGAGACAGUCCUUAGAUAGCCACUCUUGUAGUAAAAAUAGAAAUAGUCUUCCACGUGAGAAGAGAACAAUUCGGAAACAGUCCUUUUUUCCCCCAGAAGUAUCCUGUCUGAGCUCCUCCAGUAUGAAUGUAUUUCCUCCUGUGGGAUUUCCUGUCUAUUCAGAUUCACUAUCUAAUUUUCCAGCCUCUCUUGUAGGAGAGGAGCUUGCCCUUUGCUCAUUAAAACCUGAGCCCACAUCAUUGUCACAGCUAUGCUGUGAAGCACCGUCGUUCCCAGCACUGUAUCCCCCAAACUUAGGCACAUCUAUGGCUGUAUUUUUUCAUAGUUACCCCAUGUAUGCUCAGCUGCCUCAAUAUGCCUUUCUUCCUAGUCCUCAGUACAUUUAUCCCCCUUCUUCGUAUCCAUGCACAACGGUACCUCUAGCUCCCCCUCCUUCUGCUCCAUCACCAAUAGCCCCAAACUCUGCAAAUCAGCCCUUUCCAGCCUCUUCUGCCACAUCAACUGAGGAACAGCAAGAGGGCCAGCAUGACUGGGCCCUACAGCUGAGUAGCUCACGAGGCAGCUCCCCACUUCAGCUGAAUUUGCUUCAAGAAGAGCUGCCAAAACCUGUGGAGCCUUCCAUCAUUACUGAUGUUAGAGCACAAGCAGAAGCUAAAUGUGACAAUGAUCCAGAAGGUAGUGGUAACAGUGCUAGUAGCCAUUGUGCUUCUAGUGAAUUUACUGACCACCAACUACAUGAGGACUCCCAGUCGGGCACAGGUUCAGCAGCAUCAGGCAGUGGAUCAGCUUUAUUUAGUUCUUUAGAUUUUCACUCCAAUGAAACUUCUGGUUAUGGCACAGGUAGUGGGAAAAGCAGCAAGUAUUUUGCCAGUAAUGAUUCUUCCGAAACUUUCAAAGAAGAGAAGAAUCAGGAAGCAAAAGAAAAAGAGACACCUCAUAAAUCCAAAUGUGAGUCAGCCUGGGUGAUGAUGGAUCACACACCGGAGCAAGUUCUAAUGACAUACCAAAUGCCCAACAGAAUUAAAGAGGAAGUUUUAAAGGAGGAUCUGGCAAAGCUGAUAGUCAUGCAAAAGCAGCAGCCUUGGUUUACGGAUGAGCAAAAGGAGGAGCUUGCAGAGGUGCAUGCGUGGAUCCACACCCAGUCUGUCCCACUACAAAUCAACACUCAAGGCUGUGUUACGUGCAACAUCAGGGAAGCAAGUUGUGAGGCUGAUGACAAUACGGAAAACAAGGGAAAAUCAAUUCCACUGUUGCAACACUGAAGACAUCAGUACCUGUGUUAGUGAAACUUCUUGGAGUAAUUCCCAUUCUCUUUGCCUUUGCUACACACAUUUGCAGUAAAUCUCUCCAGCUGUAUUUUCCCAACAUGAGCAAUCGUUCGUGUGGAACUAAACCUUUCUCCAUUACUCCUUCACCCCUGGAUUGAUUUUUGAAGACAAUCUUCCACUAGGAGGCUGUUCCCUUCCUGACCUUACAAACUUGACACAUAACGGGUUAUGUUUCUAACUUUCAGUGCUCUGUGAUGAGCAGAAUGUAAAGGCUUUUCUGUUUCUUUGGUUUUGUUUUGUGGCGAUGGUGUGUUGCUUUGUUGUUCUUAACUUGGCAACUAAGAGUGUGAAAAGAUGUAAUGCUUAAGAGCCUGCAUUGAUACAGCCCUAACGAAUCAGAGUAUGUAUAUUCUCCAGUAAGGUAGUGCCACUGAAUGUAAGCUACAACAGAACACACUUCCUUUUUGUUUAUUCAAUAUUCAGAGGUCUAAACUAAAGAUUCUAAAGGUACUCUGAAGCUCUAAGGUUUCAGCAGGUUUUUCCAGAAUCAAGCAGGCUUUUUAAUGAGCAACUGAAAAUUGGCCAAGUUACUGUGCAUCAAAAUGCCUUUCUCCAAGUUGUGCCUAUCAAAAAAAAAAAAGUGAAAAGAAGCAAAGUUAUUCCUUAUGUUUUCAUAAGUGUUUGAGAACCUAAUUGUUUCAUCACUUUUGCUUAAGAUGGAUUUUAAAAUUAAUCAAGGGUAACUGAUUUGCAAAUUCAUUGGAAAUUAAACUAUAAACAGCAAGCCAAGAAACUAAAAUUAACAAUUCAGAUAUUAUUUCCUAAUGUAGGAUCUGUUUUUUAAAGGAAGUUGCACGAGAAAUUUUCUCUGUCAAGGCUCUCGUUAUCAAUUCAGAUAGUUGCAUGCAAUCUUUUAUGUUGCUUGUGCUCCGGAAGGUGAAUUUGCGUCAUAGUCUGUGUCGUAUUAGAACAGAUACAUAAGUUGAAUCCAGACAUAACUAAAAGGCAAUUUUAAGCCAUUUACACGUUUUGUUUAUGUUGUGAUGCUGCCAUAAAAAAAAAAAAAAAGGCAAUUAAGCUUCAUUUCUCAUUUCUCCUGCUUUCUUGAGAAGCCACAUAUGGUCAAACGUCAAACUACGUAUUCAUUGUUUCUUACUAUUGUUGACUUCCUGUACAACUUUUAACCUCUUUCUUUAUAAUGGAGUUAUCAGCUGUUGAAACCCAUGAAUGAAAAAUGGCUUUAAGCAUUGUGUAAGUUUGUUCUUCAGAAAGUGGUAAUAACUUUCUCAUUCACUAUGUAAAAGGACUUGUUCUCAUGCUCAUAUUUACAGCUUAAAGCUUGAUGUUUCAAAGUACUCUUCAAACAGGACAUUCUUUGUUUAAAAAAGAGCAAAUUUUGUCUGACUUCCACUUUGUUUAUCGAUAGCUGUAUAUAAUAAUGCAGAUUUUUCAUUUUGAUGUUAUUAAUCAUCUUAUCCUUCUCAACAAAGAGUUUAAAAGGUAAUACAUUAUUCACCUUUCCAUGCUCUGUAACUGUUCUGUUAUGUGAAGGAUUUUCAGUUUUUCAGUCUCAUUUACGAGUGAGCUAGUUGUUGAAGAGUAAGUUAAAGAUAAUAUGAUCUUCAGAUAAUUGAAAUUAUAUUUACCUAUAGGCUUUUCUUAUUCUUUUAUUCAGUUCAGUAAAAAUCUUUGUCACAAAAGUUUGUCUCAAGGAAUGUGUUCUUUAGAUUUUUACAGUAUGCCUUCCUGUUCUGUUUAUACCUAUUGUUUUCUAUUUAUUCUUAAGUUAUAAUUCUUUGUCUUUUUCUUUUUUGAGCUUGGACUUCUUUUUUCUUAAGUGUUGUAAAUCAGCAGGGAUUCACACAUUCUCACUAUUUCAUGUGCUUGAACUUUUAAGUACUUUUUAAAGUAUGAGUCCUCAAUAGAUAUUUACGUACAGAAAGUUAUGUGCUCAGUUAGGGAAAUCUGGGCAGUACCUUACACCUUUCCUAUUAUUUUUUUCAGCACUUUCCAAAUACAGAAUGCUGCUUUGUAACCAUACGUCCUAAAAUAUUUGCUCUAAACCACAUAGCAAGAUGCUUUCUGUACAAGUUCUUUCCCCAGUAGGGAAGGUUCUUAACUAACUUUCCCAUCAAAGUGGACUGAUGUUAUUGAAUCAACUAAAGCUAUACUUACAUUAAAAUGACUGCUUUUGGUAUAUUUUGAGACUUAGUGAAAUGAUCCAUUUCACUAAGUGAAAUGAAUAUUCCAAGUAAGGGCAAUCGUGUCCUUUAAAAUAGUUCAAAUGUGUAAGCGAGAAAGAAAGUUUAGGUAAUCAACUCUUUUGCUGUACAUUGUUUCCACUGAUUGUUUCCUGAGUGGAAAAAAUAAGAUUGAUGGAAAAGUCUUAGUAGGCAUAUAAGUCAUCCAUUUUAUAAAAGAAUGAGAUGUAGUUUAGGAGAAAGAUAACAUGUACCUAAUACUUGAUUAAUACUUUUUGUUCAUAGGUCUGGAAACAUGUCAAAAAGAUGACUAUCAUUAUCCCUCUUGUUUAAAAAGAGGCAGAGGCACAAAGGACUUGCACAGAUACAUACCCCCAGUUCAUACUAAAAUCAGGAAUAUAAUUUGGAGAUCUUCAUUCACUGUAUCUUGUGCUGUCUUUUGCUACAAAUGGUCAAGGUCCUCACCUGUACAUAGAAACUUGAUCAUAUUAAAUGUGUUUCUUGUUUGGAUAUUUUAACCCUUCUUGUGCUACCUACUGCUGUGAAUCUGUGCCUAGUAGAAUCACAUAGAAGCAGAAAUCCUAGACAAUUUUAAAGUGAUGUGAACAUUCUAUCCCAUUAUCACAUAUAAUGCAGGAGCAUGUGCCUAGGAGUUUAAAUUCAAAAUUCAUAAUCCUGGCUAAAUCUUAGGUGCAAGAUUCUUUGUCUGGGGCUACAGAAGCUAUGGGUUACAGGGGAAAAAAAUGGUAUGGAGUAUAAGAAUUCGAGAGGAAUGAAGUGGUGAAUCAGUGCAUUGUUUGACAAGGGCACUAAAUGGGUUUGCCCAAGAACACAAGUCUUAUCUGCAAAAACAGGUUUAGGGCAAAAAAAGUUUCCCAAGCUAUUCUUUACCCCACUGUAACUAUAACGUCUUGCAGUCAAAAGCCUUACCAAGCCUUUUGGAAAGGAGCUUGUUUCUGUAAAUUUUCAGGAAAUGGUAGUUUUUUCUUCAGAUUAUGUAUUUAUUUUUUAGUCUUAGUAGUUUCCUGGGAUAGUCAAAGUGAAAUUCACUUAUGAUCUGAAAGUGGAGUAAAUAUUGCAGCCAGAUUUGCACACAGUAUUUUGUUUUAUGUGACUUUGUUUUGCCUGAUACAAUUAAAAUGUUGGAGACAGUUUAGCUUCUUAGAAGGUCACUUUUUGGUGAUCAAAGGGAAAAUGCAAGUACAGCGAUGAUGCAGUUAUUCUACUCCCUGUGGGGGUGUCGGCUGUUUGGUGGAUUAGGCUGACAAUCUUUUGUUCUGUUCAAAAAUAAUAGUUUCAUGUUUAAAAAAAAGUUAGUUGAUGUGCAAGUAUUUUCAUGCCAUUGCUGUGAACAGGAGGGACCCCAGUGUAUUUUUCCAGUGUGAUGAAUAUUUGCUGCAUAAGUAAUGUAUUAGUAAAUUUAUUCUCCAGCUGAAUCAAGUUUUAAAUCACGAUCAAAUGAGUAUUUACAUUGGUUGAUAGGAAUAUUUUAUUGAAGUAAUACUUGGCUGUUGUUUAAUUUACAGUUGUGAUUUUAACUGUAUAACUUCAAGGAGCGUCUGCUUUUUAUAAAUAAAACUAAAAAAAAA